Messenger RNA from Fusarium redolens, 1123 nucleotides. RefSeq names its product NUDIX hydrolase domain-like protein. Lineage: Eukaryota; Fungi; Ascomycota; Sordariomycetes; Hypocreales; Nectriaceae. The transcript is spliced from 3 exons. Gene Ontology annotation, molecular function: isopentenyl-diphosphate delta-isomerase activity. Gene Ontology annotation, biological process: isoprenoid biosynthetic process; isopentenyl diphosphate biosynthetic process. The record is from RefSeq and is a predicted model, not a curated record. The coding region runs from base 167 to 928 and encodes 253 amino acids. Gene Ontology annotation, cellular component: cytoplasm.
AAGAAGGCGCGAAACAAAUGACCCUUUAAAUUAAUCCUUCAGACCGCUCGACUUUGUUCCUUAUAUAUAUAUUCGCUGUCUCUCUGUCUUUGGCACAUCCUGAACUUAAAAGCAUCGCGAACUGUUUCUUCUCCAUAACUCCGGCUCUUCUUCUGUCUAAAUCACCAUGUCGACAACAACUACCACUACAACCCAGCCUAUCACGGCCGAAUCUAUGCUCCGUCUCUUCCCGGACAUCGAUACCAGCUCAGAGCCUCUCUCCGGCCAUGAUGAGGAGCAAAUCCGUCUUAUGGAUGAGGUCUGCAUCGUCCUCGACGAGAAUGACAAGCCAAUCGGUACCGCCAGCAAAAAGAUUUGCCAUCUCAUGACCAACAUCGAUAAGGGUCUCCUUCACCGCGCCUUUUCCGUCUUCCUCUUCAACGACAAGAACGAGCUCCUCCUCCAGCAGCGCGCAUCCGAAAAGAUCACCUUCCCCGACAUGUGGACCAACACUUGCUGCUCCCACCCUCUCCACAUCCCUACCGAGACUGGCGCUACUCUUGAAGACUCUAUCUCCGGUGUCAAGCGAGCUGCUCAGCGCAAGCUUGAGCACGAGCUGGGUAUCAAGAAGGAGCAGGUUCCCUUCGAGGAUUUCCAUUUCCUCACCCGAAUUCACUACAAGGCCCCCAGCGACGGCAAGUGGGGUGAGCAUGAGAUUGACUACAUCCUCUUCAUCAAGGCCAACGUCGAUCUCGACAUCAACAGGAACGAGGUCAGAGAUACACAAUACGUCACUCCCGAGAAGCUCAAGCAACAAUUCGACGACCCUAGCCUGGUUUUCACACCUUGGUUCAAGCUCAUUUGCAACUCUAUGCUCUUCGAGUGGUGGCAAAACCUCGACUCCGGCUUGAAUAAGUACAUGAACGAGCAGGAUAUUCGACGGAUGUAACGAUAUAUGGAUAACGAGUCAAGAGAGAAAGCACCCAAAACGACAGGAGAAGCAGUAUAAGUGCCAGAUCCAGACUUGGCAUACGGUGCAUUGGGUUUUUGCAGUCAAUCAGCAUAGAUAUCCGCGCUUAAAUCUUGCUGCGUUAAUGUUUACGAGCAACUGAGCCACAUUCAAUUUGAUACUAUUUCACUACCC